Molecule: messenger RNA, 1421 nt
Organism: Uloborus diversus
Lineage: Eukaryota; Metazoa; Arthropoda; Arachnida; Araneae; Uloboridae
Exons: 4
Coding region: 1-930 (309 amino acids)
Source: RefSeq, a predicted model, not a curated record
AUGACGUCAUCGAAAGAAAAAUCAAAUCCACAAGAAAUAUUCAAAAUAGAGGCAAUUGCUGCAGAUAGCGCGACGUUUGAUGAUGAUAAGAGAAGGCCAUCUUUUGUAAGUAAGGCGACAACUAAAAUAAAUGUUUUUAAGAGUUCGAGUUCUUAUCUUCAAGUUCAAGAUUACCAUUCGAAUUUAAAUCAUACCCAUGAGUACGAAGAAAUUGAAAAGAUAGAAACUUUAAAAGCUUCGAAUUUCUCGCGGUUCUCUCAAAAUGCAGAACUAUUUCUGAACGAACCGUUGGUAGAAGGGUCAGCACUGAUUCAUAGCUCAAGUGAAAAGAAUCUCGAGAAGGUAUCUGAAGAUCUUGUUUUCGUGAACCUCAACAGAUUAGAAGACGUCGAAACAAAAUCCUGCAAGAACGUGAAAGUUGAACCAUUGCAAAAUUUGAACCAAAGAUCAGGCUCUAUGCAAUGGAUUCAGAACGCAUUUCAAAAUGUUGGUCAGAGAUUCCUCGACUUACGCAGGCCAAGUGAUAUUGUCGCCGAUCACAUGCGCAAAAGCAACGAAGAGAUAGAGAUGGAUCAGGAUCAAUAUUGUGUUUUGAGUGAACUGCAGCAUGAUGUAGCGAGAUUCACUGGGAGACGUUUCAGUGAGAACGUAGUUGGAAAGCAAAAGAAGCUUCUGUUUUCUACAGGAUUUGGAAAUUUGAAAGGGUUGUGGAAGGAUCGACAAGCUGCAAACAAGCGCCAGCAAGAAGACGACUUCGAUCGAACUCGUCCAGAUGUUUGUCCCCUCUUUAACUUUCCUAAAAAAGGAGAUGAAGACGAAAUUAUUCUUGAUGCCCUUCGACAAGCCAUGAGGAAAUGUACCAUUGAUAAUCCCGAUUCUCGCCCAACAUCGGAUAGCGUGUUGCUACAGUUAUCUCAACUUCUGGAUUAACAGACUGAAGAAAACGAAAAGCAAGAAUUAUGACAAUCCAAAGAGAGAUUCUGAUGAAGCUGGGAUUGGAUCAACAGCCAAAUGUGACGUCACGCAUGUCGGAAGAACAAAGGCGGUUUUUAAUGCAGUCCUUCGAUAGAAGACGCACCGAAUCAAACGAGAGCCUCUCUGUCGUUCCAUGUGAGGACGAUCAAAACCGGGAAACAUAAACACAGAAACGAGUUUCGAACAUAAGAACUAUUUGGACUAUCGAAUUUGGGGAGCUCAUUGGAAAAAAAAUAAUAAAUUGACAUUCUUAUUCCUGUCAUGGAUUUCAAUAAAUAAGCUCAUAGAGUGUAACACAAGUUUUUAAUCUUCAAUAACCCACAAACCUGUGUGCAUAUUUUGUCUACAGGAUCAAAUAGGUUUGUUAUCUGUGAAAUUAAAUUUGCACAAUUUAAUAGUUGCCGAAAAAUUAUUAUUUUAUUUUGGUGGUCUGAGGCUGAAUAAAG